UAUCUUGCAUUUAUGGUAAAAUAUUUUAACCUCAGAAUUUAUUGAGAGCCCUUUCAUUUACAGCACACAGAAUUCCUCACAAAUGUUGUGCACAUCCCCACCAAAUUCAUCUAUAUAAACCUCAUACUGCUACCAAAACCAAACCACACAACCAUUUCAAUCUCCUCCUUGUUCCCUCUGGUUUUCUUCUCUGAUAUCAACACCAUGACCAGGAGGAAGGUGCAGCUCGCAUUCAUUGUCAAUGACUCUGCGAGGAAGACAACAUACAAGAAGAGGAAGAAUGGUAUGGUGAAGAAGGCAAGUGAACUGACCACCCUUUGUGGGGUUGAAGCAUGUAUGAUAAUUUACAGUCCUUAUGAAUCUGAGCCUGAGGUUUGGCCUUCCUCCAUGGAAGCCCAGAGCACCCUCGUGCGGUUCAGACAGCUUCCGGAGAUGGAGCAGUGUAAGAAGAUGAUGAACCAGAUGAGCUUCACCAGGGAAAGGAUCCAGAAAGUGAGUGAGCAGGUGAAGAAGAUGAGGAAGAACAAUAGGGAGAAAGAGCUUGCCCAGAUCUUGUAUCACUUCAUGAGCACUGGGAUUUUUCUGCAGAAUAUGACUGUCAAUGAUCUCUAUGAUCUGUCAUGGGUGAUUGAACUGAACCUGAAGGAUAUCUGCAGGAGGAUGGAGGCACUGGAGAUUGAACCUCAGAAUGAUGAAAUCCAAAUUCAAAUUCAGGGACAAGCACAAGCAGGAGAAGAAGAUCGUAACAAUGGCAAGGGGAUAAUGGAGAUGAGCAUAAGCACAUUGCAGAGACAGCAGAAUUUUAUGGAACUGAUGAGCUGUGCUGGGGAUGAGACUCUGCCAUUUGGAGAAGCCAAUCUCUACAAUGCUUGGCCUAGCCCCUUUUACUUUUGACAAACAUCAAGAGGCCAUUUCUAAGUAGACUAGGCUGCAAUUAAUAUGAAGCAGAGUUGAUUAUGAAUAGAUACGUAAAUUUGGCAAGCCUCGACUUAUUUACAUGUCUAUUCAUGAUUUAUCUAAUCUACAAAAUUUCUUUUGUAGAUUAGAUCUAUCUCUCAGUUUUCUCUUUAAUGUUUGUUGUCAGUAAUGCUCUUGUCUUUAGAUUUCCGCAGCUGAAGUAAUAAAGCUUCAUGGUCUAGUCUACCUAUUUAAGUUUCUGAUUUAUGUUGUUUCAGAGUCGUUAAUCUGCACCUUCAAUGGUGCUGGUUAGUUGAAAUCA
Prosopis cineraria is the source of this 1219-nucleotide messenger RNA. Its product is annotated as agamous-like MADS-box protein AGL80. Gene Ontology annotation, molecular function: protein dimerization activity; DNA-binding transcription factor activity, RNA polymerase II-specific; RNA polymerase II cis-regulatory region sequence-specific DNA binding. The record is from RefSeq and is a predicted model, not a curated record. Gene Ontology annotation, biological process: positive regulation of transcription by RNA polymerase II. The transcript has a single exon. NCBI's taxonomy places the organism in Eukaryota, Viridiplantae, Streptophyta, Magnoliopsida, Fabales, Fabaceae. Bases 205 to 894 code for a protein of 229 amino acids.